AUGAGGUGCUUCCGCUGCCUGGAGCCGGGCCACAUGGGGGUCAAGUGCACCUGUGAGUUCAACCGCAGCCAACUGUGCUUCCGCUGCGGACAAUCGAACCACAGGGCACGGGAUUGUGACGCCAAGCCUCACUGCCCAGUGUGUGAGGCUGCGGGCAAGCCGGCGUCACAUUCGAUCGGUGGGAGCGGCUGCGUUUCUGCGGCAAAGCCAAGACACCAGGCCCCAGAGAGGAAAAGCGCCCCGAAGACCAAGGGGAAGCGCAAGGCCAAGAAGGCCAAGGCCAAGAACACCGGGGCGGAGCAGAUGGACACCGUUCCUUUAAUGGACAGAGCUCCGCCCUAA
This is a messenger RNA of Pectinophora gossypiella (pink bollworm), 342 nucleotides long. RefSeq lists its product as uncharacterized. Gene Ontology annotation, molecular function: zinc ion binding; nucleic acid binding. Bases 1 to 342 code for a protein of 113 amino acids. The transcript has a single exon. The record is from RefSeq and is a predicted model, not a curated record. Lineage: Eukaryota; Metazoa; Arthropoda; Insecta; Lepidoptera; Gelechiidae.